Molecule: messenger RNA, 2469 nt
Organism: Penicillium arizonense
Lineage: Eukaryota; Fungi; Ascomycota; Eurotiomycetes; Eurotiales; Aspergillaceae
Exons: 1
Coding region: 1-2469 (822 amino acids)
Source: RefSeq, a predicted model, not a curated record
AUGUCAAAUCGUAACCUCAAUGGCAGCGUUAACGAGUCCCUUCCCGUCCUUGAGCGUGUGGAGGGCCAAGAAAGCCAGGCCGAGGCGGGAGGCGAAAAUAAUAACAGCAACAACUCGAAUGACCGCAGCCGCAAUAACCGCCGUCGCAACAGCGCUAAUGACCGCCGCCGCAAUAACUCCAAUUACCGCAGCCGCAACAACACCAGUGACGAUACCCCUCCGGGCCUUGAGCGCGUGGAGAGCCAGGAAAGCGGUGCCGAAGCGGAAGGAGAAAAUAGUAACUGGGAGGAGAAUAUCCCAAAUCAUGAAGAGGAUUUCCCCGACAACGAUGGCGAGGCGGAAUCGUUCCUUCAACCUAUGUGGUCAACACCCGAGCUGCUAGAUCAUACUGCAGAAACAUCUGGCUUGCCGAUGGAAGGGGUUGUUCUUGCUUGGCGCGGAAACAACACCGGGAAAUCAGUGAUAGUCGGAUAUGCGUGUGGCGGGUCCGUAACUGCACGAUUAAUCCCAGCGGCCCGGCGUCCUAUUCCCUCUCGAGCACCUAACAUAUCAGAAAAAAGCCUUGGUCGCCGAAAGGACGAUAUUCGGACCGAACGAGAUAUUAAAGCUUGGGGAAUCGUCGCAUGGCGGGUGGAUAAGAAGUCAGUCAGCCAGGACCCAAUAUCCUUAUUAAAACCGAUGACCGGAGCGUGGUAUCCAGAGACGUAUGUCUAUAUUCAUUGGUGGAGUGGAGAUGCGAGCUGGGAAUCGCGGCAUAAUCUUCGAUACGUUUGUGCUAGCAACCACCUGAAGACAGACAUGUUAAUCUACAAUGUGGCGAAGGAGCAAGAGGCCAAUUACCGCGAGGCACUUACAGGAGUAAGGCCAGAAUAUGCUCCGGCAAAUACCCGAAUGACAAAUGACCAUUGGAGAAAUGUGAAUGCAUAUCGAGGUGCACACUGGUUUCAGCCACGUGCUGAAGAAAACAGGCGCAUAACGAGCAUCAGAUAUGAACCGGUUAUCAACGAAGAAGAUAACUCUCAGGAAUUCGAUAGUGAUAUAGGUAUGGGAGAAGGUUCAAUUGUUAGCAGUGAUGCCUUCCGACAAGAAGAUGAAGAAGGAUAUUAUGAGGGCUCCAAUGAAGGAGAGGAGAGGGAACAUUUUGAGGGCGAAGAGGCGGUUCAGGAUGAUGGAGAACAACAAUAUGGGCAUAUGCCACGGCGUCAGCGUUAUUUAAGCCCUAUUGAUGAAGAAGACAGUGUUCCUGAGGGCAGGGUUUUCUUCACGCCUGAGGGUACCCCCACCCGAGCUCGAGGGCAUGGUGAAUCACAGCGAAGAUAUGGUAUUUUUACCCCAAGAGCGACCAGAUCACCUAGCUCUGGUCAUCUAUUCCAGGGGAAUAGAGGCCAGGCUCGGCGGACGCCAGAAACACCUGGCAACCAGCGUAUGCCGCGCUUCAACCAGGGCAACUCCGGCCGCUCCAAUCACUCAAACUGGGGCAAUGAGCAACGGAUACCACAAUCCAGCCAGGGCAGCCAACCCCAGGGCGAUCCGCGGCGACAGACACCGCACUCCAGCCGCUCCAAUCGCUCCAACCAGGACAAUCAAUGGCAGACACCGCACUCCAGUCGCUCCAAUCGCUCCAACCCGGAACACCAGCGGCAACGGAUACCACAAUCCAGCCAGGGCAGCCAACCUCAAGGUGACCAGCGGCGACAGACACCGCACUCCAGCCGCUCCAAUCGCUCCAACCAGGAACAUCAGUCGCAACGGACACCACAAUCCAGCCAGGGCAGCCAACCUCAAGGUGACCAGCCGCAACGGACACCGCACUCCAGCCGAUCCAAUCGCUCCAACCAAGGCGAUCAGCCACAACCGACACCGCGCUCCAGCCGAUCCAAUCGCUCCAACCAAGGCGAUCAGCCGCAACGGACACCGCACUCCAGCCGCUCCAGUCGCUCCAACCAGGAACAUCAGCGGCAACGGACACCACAAUCCAGCCAGGGCAGCCAAUCUCAGGGUGACCAGCGGCGACAGACACCGCACUCCAGCCGAUCCAAUCGCUCCAACCAAGGCGAUCAGCCACAACCGACACCGCACUCCAGCCGAUCCAAUCGCUCCAACCAAAGCGAUCAGCCGCAACGGACACCGCACUCCAGCCGCUCCAGUCGCUCCAACCAGGAACAUCAGCGGCAACGGACACCACAAUCCAGCCAGGGCAGCCAAUCUCAGGGUGACCAGCGGCGACAGACACCGCACUCCAGCCGCUCCAAUCGCUCCAACCAGGAACAUCAGUCGCAACGGACACCACAAUCCAGCCAGGGCAACCGCCCCAACCAAAGUAGCAUUUCCCUAUCUGAGGGAAACCAGAGUCAGCCCCAACAGCGACGCGGUCGUGGUCGACCCCGCCGCGGAAACCUCAGCAAUCCACCGAGCAACAUACCGACACGACGUAGCACUCGACAUACCCGAGCCCCAGGAGGGCCUUAG